ACAGUUUGUCCUGGAUGAAAAGUAGGGAGUGGAGCUCCGAGCUUGUUGGUGUCUCCCUCUCUGUGCUGUAGAAGGUGAUGCUACAAGCCUUCCAGCUCAGUGUGCCUGCAGUGAGGAUGGGGUAGUUUGCUCUCCCUCGUCUGCUGUGUCCUGAAUACCCAUGAGUGUAGCAUCUGGCUGUCCAAGGGGCUAAUUACUGCCAGGAAAGGGCCACGCUUCAGUGUACUGCCUUUCAGUGGAGCAGGCACUGCCUUCUGAUCGAAGGUCUCUGGGCUGGACUGUUUCUCCCUGUUGCUCUGCUGACAGAGAUCUCAGGAUGGACUCGUACCUGAUCCAAGUGAAUGGCCACGGUGACUGUGCGCCUGUGAUGGAUGUUCAUCUCAAUACCAAUGGGAACAGCCUGUCGCUGGGGAAGGUGAAGGGCCGGAAGCCAAGAUGGGCUGUCAGGGCUUCUGAAAUGUCAAAGAAGACUUUCAAUCCAGUCCGAGCCAUCGUAGACAGCAUGAAAGUGGAGCCCAACCCAAGGAAAGCCAUGAUCUCCUUGUCCCUAGGAGACCCGACAGUCUUUGGAAAUCUUCCCACAAACGAUGAGGUCACCCAGGCUGUGAAGGAGAUUUUGGACUCAGGACGUUACAACGGUUAUGCUCCAUCUGUUGGCUACCAGUCCUGCCGGGAAGCGGUGGCUGCAUACUACAACUGCCCAGAGGCACCCUUAGAGGCCCAGGACGUCAUCCUAACGAGCGGCUGCAGCCAGGCCAUAGAGCUCGCCUUGGCAGUGCUGGCCAAUCCAGGCCAGAACAUCCUAGUGCCACGGCCUGGCUUCUCCCUCUACAAGACUUUGGCGCUGUCCAUGGGGAUUGAAGUUAAAUUCUACAACCUCUUGCCAGAGAAGUCCUGGGAAAUUGAUCUGAAGCACUUGGAGUCACUGGUGGAUGAGAAGACAGCUUGUCUCGUCAUUAACAACCCAUCCAACCCCUGUGGCUCUGUAUUCAGCAAGAGCCACCUCCAGAAGAUCCUGGCAGUGGCCUCAAGACACUGCGUGCCCAUCCUUGCUGAUGAGAUCUAUGGAGACAUGGUGUUUGCUGACUGCAAAUAUGAACCUAUUGCAACUCUCAGCACCAAUGUGCCAAUCUUGUCCUGUGGUGGCUUGGCAAAGCGGUGGCUAGUCCCUGGCUGGCGGAUGGGCUGGAUCCUGAUCCAUGACAGGAGAGACAUCUUUGGUAACGAGAUCAGGGAUGGCCUUCUAAGACUCAGUCAAAGGAUCUUAGGACCCUGCACAAUCAUCCAAGGAGCACUGGAACAUAUAUUGCACCGAACACCCCCUGAGUUCUACCACAACACCCUCAGCAUCCUCAAGGUGCAGGGCAGAAGUCCUAUCCGUCAUCAGAAGAGCCCAACAAAUCCAAUUCUAGCCGGAGACAUGUCCAAUGCUGACCUUUGCUAUGCUGCCCUGUCGGCUAUCCCUGGUCUCCAGCCUGUCCGGCCUGCAGGAGCCAUGUACCUCAUGGUUGAGAUUGAGAUGGAGCAUUUCCCCGAGUUUGAAAAUGAUGUGGAGUUCACAGAGCGGCUCAUCUCGGAGCAGUCUGUGUUCUGUCUGCCAGCCACGUGCUUUGAGUACCCAAAUUUCUUCCGCGUGGUGAUCACAGUGCCUGAGGAGAUGAUCUUGGAGGCCUGCAGCCGCAUCCAGGAGUUCUGUGAGAUGCACUACCAGGGUGCUGAGGGGGCCCAGGAUAUGGAGUGUGACAAGUAGCCACAAUGGCCUCCCGCUCCGCCAGGCCAAGCCUUGUGUGAGAUGGUAGCAUGGAAGGCAGGGCUGCUUCCCAUCGGCCCCUACCUCCCACUGCCUGCAGAUAGCAGCCGUCCUGUGGCUCCACCGUUUGUGCCUCCACAGCCCCCCUCAGCACCAUGGGAAGAAGCAGCCACUUCUCUCUCCCCCUACGCUGUAGCUCACAAACCAUCUGGCAUCCAGUGCCAGUGAUCCCCAUAUACUUCACCUCUGUCUGCACCCUCCACGUAGGUCUGUGGCCCUUGAACCAGCUGCGAGCAGGCAAGCGUCGCUGCCCUGCUGCGCCAGGCCUCAAGGGCUCUGCGUGGCCACCAGCUCCUGGUCGCUUCGGCUGGCAGUCCCUGCGCCAGGCUGCGCCACGGGGCGGGAGACGGCAGUCGUCUCAGAGGGCAAGGGACGAGGACUCUGAGGGCUUGCUUCCUCUGGGUGUCUUAAGAAGCCAGAGCUCUUUAUACUGAGCCCUUUGUGUGGCAAAGGGAGUAAGUUAUUGUAACUUUUUUUAUUAAUAAAAGUUCUGACAUGCCA
This is a messenger RNA of Struthio camelus australis, 2311 nucleotides long. RefSeq names its product tyrosine aminotransferase (gene TAT). Gene Ontology annotation, biological process: L-tyrosine catabolic process; biosynthetic process; L-phenylalanine catabolic process. NCBI's taxonomy places the organism in Eukaryota, Metazoa, Chordata, Aves, Struthioniformes, Struthionidae. Gene Ontology annotation, molecular function: pyridoxal phosphate binding; L-tyrosine:2-oxoglutarate transaminase activity. The record is from RefSeq and is a predicted model, not a curated record.